AUGGACCCUCAGACCAUGGGGGCCCAGGAGCCUCCUCGGGGUCUGCCGCUGCCAAGCACGUGGGAAUUGCCCCCUAGCCCAGGGGCCAGCUUUGCCCCAAAUGACCACUCCAUUCAGGAGAUUGAGAAGGCCACAGAUCAACAGAGCAUCCCUAAUGAUAGUCCUGCCGGUGGUGAGGGCAUCCUUUCUGAAGAGGAAACCUUUGCUGUGGAUGAUGAGGAUUCUGACAGGGAGCUGAAUACCUGGAAGCUGUCUGAAGGGGUGUCUGGCUGUCCACCCAAGGAACAGGCUGCUGAUCUUUUUAAUGAGGACCGAGACUUGGAAUUGAAAGCAGAUCAAGAGAAUCCAUAUGAUACUGAUGACAUCCAAGGUUGCAUUUCUCAAGAAGUCAAACCUUGGGUGUGCUGUGCCCGGCAAGGAGACAUGGUCCAUGACCCCAAUUGGCACCAUCCACCUCCACUGAUACCGCAUUAUUCCAAGAUAGUCUUUGAAACAGGACAGUUUGAUGAUGUUGAAGACUGA
Pteropus alecto (black flying fox) is the source of this 522-nucleotide messenger RNA. RefSeq names its product coordinator of PRMT5 and differentiation stimulator-like. Gene Ontology annotation, cellular component: nucleus. Gene Ontology annotation, molecular function: histone binding. The record is from RefSeq and is a predicted model, not a curated record. Lineage: Eukaryota; Metazoa; Chordata; Mammalia; Chiroptera; Pteropodidae.